Schistocerca serialis cubense is the source of this 720-nucleotide messenger RNA. RefSeq lists its product as uncharacterized. The record is from RefSeq and is a predicted model, not a curated record. The transcript is spliced from 2 exons. Bases 1 to 720 code for a protein of 239 amino acids. Lineage: Eukaryota; Metazoa; Arthropoda; Insecta; Orthoptera; Acrididae.
AUGGUUCAGAACGCGAUUACACUGGCAGGGCGUGCGUCUCGACCCGCCAGCGGCAGUGCUGCUCCUGCUAGUGGGGAUGGCGGUGGUGGUGGUAGUGCACUGCCGGCUCCCCGCGGCGCCGGCGACGUCAGCAGGCGUCGCGGCCGCCCUUUCUGUGGCGGGGCCCGGCGCCGCCCACGCAACCGGCCGGCCGGCAGCCGCGCUGAAUGGAGCGCCGCCGCCCACGCAGCGCGCUGCGGUGUGGGCGACGCGGGAGGACCCUGCCCUGACGCCGCCGGCGCCGCCGCCACGUGGGGCGCCCCGCGCAGGCGCACAGCCGCGCACUCGGAGCGGAACGGCGUCGGCGGGGCGCAGUUGUCCCGCGGCCACGGAGGAGCUGCCAGCUCGGUGGACGCUGGGCUGCAGACUCUACCCAGCAGAGGAGCCUCACAACAGAGCGUAGCGACCGGGGGUGGUGGUAUUGGUGCUGGUGGUGGUGUUUGUGGUGGUGGCGGGUCCCCGCACCACGCGCUGGCACCGCUCGUCGCCUCUGGCGGGCUUUAUCUCAGCCACGCCACGCGACGCGACGCCAAGCCGCGGAUCAAUAGCGGCGCCCUGAUCGCCGAUAACCUGUGGCGCGCGCUUUCAAUCACCCGACAACGGCCCCCAGGCGUCGGCGUCAGAGGCGGCGUCAGCGGAGCCACGGCAGGGCGCAUCGUGGCGGCCGUCAGCCGGUGCUAA